Molecule: messenger RNA, 360 nt
Organism: Paramecium tetraurelia
Lineage: Eukaryota; Ciliophora; Oligohymenophorea; Peniculida; Parameciidae
Exons: 1
Source: RefSeq, a predicted model, not a curated record
AUGAAGAACAUUGUCUUUGCUAUACAUGCUUUUGCUGUAUUCAGACAUACAUUAAGAAUGGUUAUAGAUGGAGGGUUUGAAUACAGAUUUGUAGGGGUUACUAAGAUUCUUUAGGAACUCAAUCAGAUUGUGUACAGAUAAAAUGUAGCUGAAGAUGUUUCUUUUAAAAAAAAUUUCUUUUUCCGAAAGAACCAGGCUAAUGUCAAAUGCAUUAACAGUCCUAUAUAGGUUGAAAGAGAAAAUUUUGAGAUAGUUCCUUUAGAGGUUAUCUAUAAUUAAAUUCCUAUAUAAAAUACAAUUCUGGAUAUCCCGAAGAAUUUAUUUGAUUAGAACAUACAAAAAUCAACUUAGAAUGAAUGA